AUGGAAUCAACAUCCGUAACAGCGUGUAGCACGGUUACAUCGAUGGGAUCGUCUACUGGGGAAAAACCCAGACGUGCUGACUAUCUGCAGAUAGAUCCGUCCAGCACGUUUAUUAAUAACUCUCGUAAUUAUGAUGAUCUCCCGGAAAACUUUCUUGAACAAAUAAGUCCUCAACAGUCUUCCGCUCCUGCAACUUCAGUAAUGAUAAACGAUCAUUCCUCCAGUCCCCAACUUGCACCCUUAGCUCCAAUGAGCAUGGCUUCCGAGCAAAGUGGUUUCGGGUUAAUGGGAUUGUCGUCCCAGUAUGCAAGUAUUGAUAAGACGAGUUUUGGUAAUGGCCCUGCAGGGCUGUUGUCACCCUUACAUAUGGACAGUCGGAGAACUCACGCUGGUAGUGACUUCGGUCGAUCCGUGUUCAUAAAGGAAGAACCAGAUACUUUGGACAAUUCCCAUCAUAUGAUGAUGGGCCCACAGAUGUCCAUACAACAGUCUGAUAUAGAUAGAAUGCCACAAGCUGAAACACCUCCCGCUGUUAGCAAUGUUGAGUUAGCUAGUACCAUGAUCGCUAGUUUAAUUGGGGAACAGCGGAAUUCGUCUCCAUCACCUCAUAGCUAUUCCGGUCCUCCAUCUAGUUCGAUGCGAAUAGGCAACAUAAAACAUGAUGAAGACGCUGUGGAAGGUCAGUUGAAUGGGGAUGAUCGAGAUGCUGCAUAUACUAGACAAUCGUAUACACCCAAACCAAGAAGAAUAUAUUCUACAAAAGAUAGCAACGAUCCUUUAAAUGCCGAGAUUGACGAUGAUAUCUAUAUCGAUACCAAAGAAUUAUGUAAACGCAUAGCUUAUGAACUCAAGCAACAUUCCAUCCCUCAGGCUAUUUUUGCCGAGCGUAUUCUGUGCAGAAGUCAAGGAACAUUAUCGGAUUUGCUGAGGAACCCUAAACCUUGGAACAAAUUGAAGUCUGGUCGUGAAACGUUUCGUCGAAUGUUCAACUGGGUUCAGCAGCCCUUAUCUAUGCGGUUAGGUAUUCUGGAUAUGUACAAAAAUGGGAAUGAAAACGAGGAUCUUGUGAACGGAUUGUCAAAGUCUAUGGGCAUGACACCACCAACACCAGCUCAGAACGUGAGACACGCGAAUAGACGAAGUAUGGAUGGAGAUACUCCCUCUAAUAAGCGACCAAGAUUAGUAUUCACAGAUAUACAAAAAAGGACACUUCAGGCUAUUUUCAAGGAAACUCAGAGGCCAUCUCGGGAGAUGCAGCAAACGAUCGCCGAGCAUUUGAGAUUAGAUCUCUCCACUGUUGCCAAUUUCUUUAUGAAUGCCCGGAGGAGAAGCAGGGCUGGAUCUAACCAAGACGAACCUCAACCAUAUCAGCAGGUUCAUCCAGUUACUCCCCCUCCUGAGUCUCCUCCUCGGACUGCGAAUAAUCGAAAUCGUCGAGUUCCAGCUAGCAUGCAGCAUGUUGAAGCCACGGUCACCAGUGUAGCCCAAUCAGCUAUUCAAUAUAGCCGAGACGCAGCUGCACAGGAUCAGCUUAGGCUUGGGGAUGACGAUGGGUAUGACGAUAGUAAUAAGAUAUACAAAGCAGAAAACGAUCCUGCAGGAUCAAACCCUAUGUACGAAGCAAACCAGGAAGUCCACUGCGAGGCUCCUGUACGGGAUACUCCCGUUGUUGAUGUAGUUGACCAUAGUCGCAUCAAACAAGAGGAAGAUAUUCCUGAAGAUAAUUUGCCUUAG
Messenger RNA from Auanema sp. JU1783, 1734 nucleotides. The record is from the annotation of a GenBank genome assembly. NCBI's taxonomy places the organism in Eukaryota, Metazoa, Nematoda, Chromadorea, Rhabditida, Rhabditidae.